Messenger RNA from Drosophila serrata, 2457 nucleotides. It is a transcript of the gene Ada3, whose product is annotated as transcriptional adaptor 3. Gene Ontology annotation, cellular component: SAGA complex. Lineage: Eukaryota; Metazoa; Arthropoda; Insecta; Diptera; Drosophilidae. The record is from RefSeq and is a predicted model, not a curated record. Gene Ontology annotation, biological process: regulation of transcription by RNA polymerase II. Gene Ontology annotation, molecular function: transcription coactivator activity.
CUGGUCACACUGCCUGCAUUAACGCAAACAAAUUGCGAUUCGAGCAAAAAUAAACAAAUCGUUAAUUUCACCACAUCCGGACACAUAAUUAAACCAGUCGCUCCUCCGUUCCAUGAGUGCGAACCUAAAAAACAUCAAGCUGGGCCACUUUGGUGGCGGCGGUGGCGGGACAUCCGUCGGCGGUGUGGGCAGCUCCGGUGGCUUUGGCAUCUCAGCGUCGUCGGGAGGUGCUGGUAAAUUGCCUACCAAUGGCACGGCUGGUGGUAAGUCAGCCUCUGCCAGCACCUCCACGGAGGCUGAGGUGCUGGCCACGCCCGGAGGUGUCAUCAUACCGCUGAUUCGCACCAGGGACGUGCCCAGGCUGUUGCCAACCAUUGCCACCGCGCUGCAGCGUCCGUCGGACGAUCAUUUGGCCGCCGAGGAUCUGGACGCUGUGCAGCUGGAGCUGGAGCAGAUGCUCUCGAACGUGGCACUCAGGACGCGUGUUCUCAAGGCCGAGUAUGACAGCCUGGACAAAGACGACAAGCGCCAGGAUCGUCGUAAGAUGGAUCGUGUGCCCGGAUCACCUCCCUGUCAAUCCACCAUGCUCAACGGACUGUUGGGCAUUUGUGGCACCCCUUCCACAGGUGUGGGCAGCCCGUCCGGUGGCGGCGGCGGCGCCUCAUCCUCCAGCAACACAAAGCGGAAACGCGAUGAGCCGACGGGCGUGCGCAAAAAGCACUCCUCAAUGACCAUCCUUAAGCAGCAGGGCGGUGUCACUGGUUCCACAAAGCAUCAGGCCAAGAACAGUCCCAUUGCCAACCACACGGAUGAUAGUAUGGAUUAUUUACCCAACCUGGUGUCUGCCAGUGCUUCCGGAUCGGUGCUGCCGCACCACCAGCCCCAGCCACAGCUGCCCAAGGUAUCGGUCCCGAAAAAUGAUACACCCAACAAGUUCUGGCUCUCCAUCGAACCCUUCUGCAUGCCGCUGACCAACGAGGAUCUGCGCCUCAUCGACGACCUGUUAGAGCAGUACCGCGGGCCCCUGGUGCCGCCGGUGCCCCCUUUGGGUCCCCACUACUCUACGGUAUGGGCGGAGGAAGACAUGAAGGCCCUUCAGCCGGGUGGAGCUCGCGGCAAGUCGCAGAACGCCACGGCAAUGCUUAAAAAGGCCGAAGGAAUGGUGGAGGAGAGCAUCACGGGACCGCUCACUCAACGACUGGUGUCCGCUCUCAUGGAGGAGUCCCUGCUAACCCUGCCCAGCGAACAGGCGGCGGUCGGUGAGCAUAGCAACAGCACCACAAGCAGCAGCAACGAGAACACACACUCCCACUCAUCAAGCUCUGCAGCAGCAGCUGCAGCGGCUGCCUCUGGCAACUUCCGAUCGCUUUUCAUGCUCAAACACGGCGUUGGAAUCGAACAAAGGCUGAAGAAGGAGCUGCUGGAUAACGGACUGAUCGACCCCAGUGAGUUUGCUGCCCACGAGGAUGUUGACGAGGUGCUGUUGGAGAUCAAACGCGUUACGGCAGAGAUCAGCAGCGUUGCGCAGUUCAACAGCGAGGAGCUAAAGCGCCUUCGAGCCGCCGCAAGCGAGGAGAUCAAACGGAUUGCACUCAAACGAAAGCUGGACGUUGUAGACCAGGAGAUACUCGAGUGCUACAAGCGAAUGCUACAGUAUCGGGCCAAGCGCAAGGGUCACACCAUCGAGGAGAAGCAAGAGAUCUUGCGGCUAACCAACGAACAGCGUCUGCUGGCCGAUCAACUGGAGCGUAUGCAGAUGCAUGUACCCAGCGCCGGCGGCUCGUCCGGGUCCCUUAUAGAGCCCAAGAUGUAGGACAGGACCCUGGCCUGGGGCUGGUACCAGCUAAUGGCCAUGCAUCAGGCAAAGCGGCAGGUUCGGGACGAAGCCCUGCAGUUGCAGUGUUUCUGAUAGGACCGGGUCCCCCGUUAAAAUGCUUCAUCUCUAACUCUCCGCCAGACUGUAAAUUAGCAAGGAUAUAGCCAAAAGCCCUGGAGUUGGAUGGCUCGGAGAAGGAUACAUGGUCUCCUCCUCCUUUUCGGCGAAUGUACAUUAACAAAGAUAUAUAGUAUCAACCAGCACAUGGAUCGGAUGAAGUGUUUUAGUAGUGGAAAGUAAUCUAUGGCCGCAAAUUCCGAAGAGUAGCUUUUAAGUGUUUAAGGAUCCAAAGAUGAUCUUUGUAGGAAACUAUUUUCAGCAUGUGAAGUAUAUGUUUUGCAGGAUCAACUGCCUUUGUUUCUAAAUUGAUGAAGCAAAUUUUAAAUGAAAAUGUAGGGAUAUUCAAGGAACUUACACCUUAGAUUACUAUCCGCCCCUACGAUAUAUAUAUAUAUAUAUUUUUUAAUCUUUUUUUCAACAUGUAUUUAUCACUCUCUCACAAUGAAGAAAACAACACACACGUACACUUUGUAUAGCUUAAGUUAUCGCGAGGAAAUAAAGUUGUCACUAUCGAGAAUGUA